AUGUCAAACCCAUUUGAAAGCAAUCCAUGGCAGUCAUCAAAUACAGGAGGUGGUGGGUCAGGGCCGAUCUACGGAAAUGCUUACGAUAAUGAACCUACCAAUGGAUAUAGUUCCUAUAAUAACAACAAUACUGCAUACAACCCAUCAGCGACAUAUAAUAGCCAAUUCAGUACAACAGGAUACAAUAAUGCUUGGGGAGAUGAAUCGAACAAAACGCAGUACGAUCAUAACCACGCCUAUAACCAGCAACAACCAUCCGCUUAUGGUCCUGCUGGUGGGGAUGCUUAUCAAUUUGCUGGUACUCGUUACGGUAACCAGCCACCAGCAGCAGCAGCCAGUGCUUAUUCCAAUAUUCCAGCCGCUUCUCCUCCACCCGAUAAAUCAACGCAUCACGCAGCAACAACAGCAACAGAAACUACUACCUCCGUCGGACCAGAUCCUUGGAAUGGAGAAGUUUAUCAUACUCCCAAUAGAUAUCGUUUUUGGUUGCGUUUUGUCGUCUUGAUCACAAGUAUUGGUCAUUUAGGUUUCGCAGCAGGUGCACAACCUGUA
Molecule: messenger RNA, 552 nt
Organism: Mycotypha africana
Lineage: Eukaryota; Fungi; Mucoromycota; Mucoromycetes; Mucorales; Mycotyphaceae
Exons: 2
Source: RefSeq, a predicted model, not a curated record